UUUUCGAUCACUGUCUGCCAAAGUGCCAAACGUCACUUCGGGGCUUAUUACUAUUAGUGAAUACAAAAUUUUUAGCUUUAUUUCAUUAACUUCUAACAAAAAUUAUUAAUUAAAUAAAAAUCAGUUAAAAUGUCAGAAAAUAAGGCUAAACCCACUUUCUCUGAAGAUGAAUUUGGUAAAAAAUUAGAUCGCUGUGUGACGGACACGCUGAUCAAAGCAGCUGGAGGAUUGGCCCUUGGCACGGUGUUUUCUUUACUCUUUUUCAAGAGGCGAUCCUGGCCUGCGAUUAUGGGUACCGGAUUUGGAAUAGGGGUGGCCUACAGGACAUGUGAACGUGACUUAAAUUCAGACAUCUAAUUGUUAUUCAUGGUCAAAAACAAAAACCACAGAGUUCAUUUAUUAUUUCUAUAGAUUUUAUUUUUGAAAGCCGAAAUUAAAUAAGCGAAAAUGGUUUUGAAAACCGCAAGUACAUAAUUUUUGUUUGAUUUCCAUUCGGAAGAAAACGAGAAAUUUGUAGAUAAUAUUUGGCAUUUUAAAUCAAACAUAUUUCUUCAGUUAUCGUGUGGUUUUUCAAAAUUUGUGUAUGCAAUUUGUGAAGAGAAAACGAGAAAAUAUAAACCAAAUUUUAAUGUUAAAAUAA
Eupeodes corollae is the source of this 640-nucleotide messenger RNA. Its product is annotated as MICOS complex subunit Mic10-like. The transcript is spliced from 2 exons. The coding region runs from base 130 to 357 and encodes 75 amino acids. The record is from RefSeq and is a predicted model, not a curated record. Lineage: Eukaryota; Metazoa; Arthropoda; Insecta; Diptera; Syrphidae. Gene Ontology annotation, cellular component: mitochondrial inner membrane; mitochondrion; MICOS complex.